Molecule: messenger RNA, 674 nt
Organism: Aspergillus steynii IBT 23096
Lineage: Eukaryota; Fungi; Ascomycota; Eurotiomycetes; Eurotiales; Aspergillaceae
Exons: 1
Coding region: 20-382 (120 amino acids)
Source: RefSeq, a predicted model, not a curated record
AGACAGAAUAUGCUUCAUUAUGAAAAUCUCGCUUGCUCUCUCUGCUCUUGCCUUACUUGCUUGCCCUGCCGCAGCGGUCGACCUUAAUCCAACGAAAGACUGUAGCGAGCCCUGGUCCGCCUGGAACUGGGAGUGCAAACGAUCUGCCUCCAACUGCUGCCACUACGCAGCCGAAAAAGCCAAUACAACCUGUCCGAUGAGUCGUUCAAGACAUUAUUUCUUGCUAGGACGGUGCAGUAAGCUCUUCGAGGGCAGCGCAAGUCCCUACAACAAAACCGACUGUGUCUCCGCCUCUCUCUCCGGCAUAGCCUUAAUUAUGGGGGAUCGUGGCCUUGACUUUCCUGUUCAUUGUACUAUUGAUGACAUCAAGGACAUGCCCUAGGGAUUCCGGCGUUUCCCUAGAGGAGGCUUCGUGGAGGACCGUCCGGGAAAAGUCAAGAGGGAGAUAUUGGCAAUGUCAGUGUACAAUUUGAGCGCUCUAAGGGAGGAAAGGUCCCGACGAUUCGACAGAGUCUCCCUGUGGAGAGGCUCGACUGGCCAACGAAAAUUGUCUGUCAAUACCUCAGGUCUAUACGGGGUCUGAUCCAGCCUUUUCUGCAUCCCAGAUCAUAGUUUAUUAGUGUACUCAUACUCUAAUAAGAGAAUAUGAAUAUGGAUAUGUUACUGAGCCUAGU